Molecule: messenger RNA, 389 nt
Organism: Prorocentrum cordatum
Lineage: Eukaryota; Dinophyceae; Prorocentrales; Prorocentraceae
Source: the annotation of a GenBank genome assembly
AUGGGCGCCGCUCCCUCGGCGGGCGGCGGCGGGGCGGAGCCCACGGCCGCAGUGGAAGAGGUGGCGCUGCCCGACGGCGCCCGCCUGCCGUGCGAGGCGCUGGGCGACGCGGGAGCUCCGCGCCUGGUCUGGGGCCACGGCCUGGGCGUGCCCUCGCCGUGGACGAAGGGCCGGCGCUCCUGCGAGAGCUUCCCGGUCGUUUCGGCCGCGCUCGAGGACACCGCCCGGGAGGCGUCUGGGCAGCCCCUCUCCCUCGUGGUCUACGACGCGAGGGGCCACGGCGGCUCCACAGGCUGGGAGCCAGCUGACCACAACAGGGAUCAUGUCAACCAGCAGUUCCACUGGAGGAGCCUCGCGGUGGAUAUGCUGUUCGUGGCCGACCGCCACAG